Molecule: messenger RNA, 4119 nt
Organism: Metarhizium acridum CQMa 102
Lineage: Eukaryota; Fungi; Ascomycota; Sordariomycetes; Hypocreales; Clavicipitaceae
Biological process (GO): phosphorelay signal transduction system; protein autophosphorylation
Cellular component (GO): plasma membrane
Molecular function (GO): protein binding; histidine phosphotransfer kinase activity; phosphorelay sensor kinase activity
Source: RefSeq, a predicted model, not a curated record
AUGGCUUCCGAGAACUUGGCAGAGGGCAAUGCUGCCUCACCUGACAUAGCUGCGUCGGCCGCUCCAAUUGCCGCACAGGAUCAAGUCUCACAACAGCAUGAACUCGUCAUUCCUCUCGUUGACGGUGGCCCAAAGCGACCUGCCUUGGAAGCGUUGAACGCUGCGCCAACUCACCACGAUGAAACCCCUCGUCUUUCCGACGGCCGGCGAUUCCUCCGGGACCCCCUCAGCCUUGCGCAUCAAGGAGGGCGAUCUCAAUCCCAAAGCCCGCUGCGGCUUCCUAUCCCCUCGAUAACCCCCGGCCAACUGGCAUUUUCCGCGAUGCAGUAUUUGCCCGUACCCGUCAUUGUUUUAAACAACUUGAAAACAGUGGUUCUAGCAAACGAGGCCAUCGGCCGCAUGAUGGGCCUAACAUCCGAGACCACGCCACAAGAUGAUGCUACCGCCGCGCUUGAACAUCUUCGGGGUCAAACUUUAUCGCAAAUCGGGAUCGACAUGUUGCAGGAUGGCAGGCCGGUUUGGAUAACUUGGGAGUCCUUUUUGGAUAGUCUGGUGCAGGAAGUUGGCGUUCGUCCGCCUCCGCCGCAUGCACAGCAACCUCAAUUCCCCCAAGCAAACCCCGGUGAUGCCACUCCUACGCUAGACUUGCCGAUCCCUGCCACCGAGCCUCGCUGUCCUUCGAUGGCUCUGCCUUCUCAGGACGCUGUCAUUGAAGUAGUAGUCAGCAGGAAGGACAUGAAUAAGACGACUUACGACAGUCGAUAUAAAGCCAGGGCCUCCGAGUACCAAGCAUUUGCUAAAAUGAUUGUCACUGUCUGGGAAAUUGAGGAUAAGCAAACCUUCUUCACUCUCACAUUUACAAACACCAAUUCUGCGGCCUCUUCACCACCCAAUACUAAGAAACUUGUUGCAAAGCCGAGCGUUUUGGAAGCUGCUCAUCGACGGACAAUUGCAAUUUCAGCUCCAUCGUCGGUUGCAUCAAGCCGGGACUCGAAUUCACCUUCCUUCUAUAGCCCAGGCAUCGUCACCAUGUCAUCAAGCCCAUUCCCUCCCAUGGGCCCGCCGUCGCUUGCCUCGCAUUCGAGCACGCCAUCCCUGCUGCAAAAGAUAACCCUCAUGAAGGACGCCUUGCUUGACAACCACCAGAUGCCCAUUCUCGCCAUAUGGAAAGAUGGCAGCGUCAUCUUUCCUAACAAAGCCUCGAGACAGCUGCUAUCUCUGGAUGCCGAUUUAGAUAGCUGUGACGACGGCCUUGAUCUUCUACGGAAAUGGGACCUAUGGGAUGAGAAUUUUACUAGAAAAUUAGACGUUUCUGAAUACCCCAUUUCUGUUCUCCUUCGCACAGAACGUCCGUUUGCGAGCAUGCGCGUUGGAAUUGUAGACCGCGACGGGAAGAGGCUCAUACACGAUGUACUUGGCGAAGCAAUCCGGGACGAUGUCACCGGGGAAUUUCUAGCUGCUGUGGUUACGGGCCGAGAUGUAACGGUUAUCACGGAGCAAAUCACUCAAAUAAAAGAACGAGAUGACGAGCGUUUCAAGCUGAUUUGUGAUACAAUGCCGCAGUUAGUUUGGACGGCGUCCCCGGAUGGACUUCACGACUUCUUCAAUACUCGGUGGUAUUCAUAUACUGGCCUUAGGCCGGAGGAGUGUCUCGGCAUGGAGUGGCAGAUGCCCUUUCACCCAGACGACAGAAACGAAGCACUAACCCGAUGGAAGCGGUCUCUAGAGACUGGCGAACCGUUUGUAAUGGAGUACCGUUGUCGAAGUAAAGAAGGCGAAUGGAGAUGGUUCCUGGGUCGUGCCUUGGCGGUGAGAAAUAAAGAUAGUGGUGAUAUCGAGAAGUGGUUUGGCACAUGUACCGACGUUCAUGAGAGCAUUGAAACCAAAUUUGAUGCCAAGCGAACUCGUCAACAGCUCCUAAGCGUCAUUGCUCACUCUCAGGUCACCAUCUUCACUGUAGACCCGAACCGCCGCGUAAAUAUGCUCGAGGGUGCCUUGAUAUGGAACCAUACAUAUGAAGACGUUCACGACCCGAGUCGAUGGUAUAUCGGAGAGAAUAUGCACACCGUCUUCAACCGACUUGUGGAUCAGCCCCCGGAGGGCGAGCAGCUAGACUUUCUACAGCCCAUCGAGGACAUACUGCAAGGACGCACUACCGAAGACGUUAAAGAACACGGCCUAGAUGACCGCUGGUACCGGACUCGCUUUCUUCCCAUGUAUGGCAAAAAGACUCACGACGGCAAGACGACAAGUGAUAGUACCAUAGAAGGGGUCAUUGGUGUCAUUAUGGAUGUUACAGAACUGCGCGACCGAGAAGAGGCCUUACUGAAGCAGUCGCGGGAGAAGCGAAAAGCGGUGGCGAAUGAGGCUGCUGCGAAGGAAGCCAACAGAUUGAAGAGUCAAUUUCUGGCCAACAUGUCCCAUGAAAUUCGGACACCAAUUACAGGCGUUCUUGGCAUGGCCGAGCUGCUCAGCCAUAUGGAUUUAGAUGAGGAACAAAGAGACUAUCUUGAUAAUAUUCAGAGCUCAGCCACGUCUCUAUUAACAGUCAUCAACGAUAUUCUCGACUUUUCCAAAGUGGAAUCUGGCCGAUUGGACGUUGAGGAAGUUCAAUUCUCUUUGUCAUUAGUUGUCAAGGAAGUCGUGCGAAUGCUCCGGUUUGCUGUGGAACGAAAGAACCUCGAUUUCCAAUCAGACAUUGGGAGUGAUAUUGAAAAUGACAUGGUUGUCAUUGGUGACCCCGGACGCGUACGGCAAAUAAUCACAAACCUACUAACGAACAGUAUCAAGUUUACAAACCAAGGUUAUGUGAGAUUCUCUGUCACCACAGAGUCUGAAACAUCUGAUUCGAUCAACAUCAAGUUUGUCGUUGAAGAUACUGGUAUUGGCAUUCAAGAAGAUGUACGGAAGAGGCUCUUCCAGCCUUUUAGCCAAGGUGAUGCGUCUACGGCCCGACGAUUUGGCGGCACCGGUCUGGGCCUCACGAUCUGCAAGAACCUUUUGGACUUGAUGCAUGGACGGAUUAUUUUGGAAUCAACUGUUGAUAGCGGAACGAAGGCCUCUUUUUGGAUUCCCUUCAACAAGCCCCACGGGCCAAGACAAUCUCACCCAGUCCAGAGCGGGGCUAUUCCAGAUCGAUUGCAGUCGGAUUUAAGUAUAUCAUGUAAUAGCUCCGAGUAUGACCAGGUUGGGGGCACAUCUACGGGCUCUGAUGGGAUCGGAAUAUCUUCGUCAAUUCCUCGUCGACGCCUCUCCGUACGCACUCCUCCUUGUGUCGAUCAAGACAUGCCUCGAACCGAACGUGCUAAGACGCAUAUUCUGGUCGUUGAAGACAAUCCUGUGAACCAAAUGAUUGCCAUAAAGACAAUCCAGAAACUUGGCUUUCAGGUCACUGCAGCAUGGAAUGGCAAAGAGGCCUUGGAGUACCUGAUGGCCACUUCUCGAGGCCAAAAUAUGAAGCCAGACAUGAUAUUGAUGGAUGUGCAGAUGCCAAUUAUUGACGGAUACAAGUGCACGCACCUCUUGCGUCAUCACUCCCCAUACAAGACUUUGCUGCAGGAUGUCCCAAUUGUGGCUAUGACGGCAUCUGCCAUCCAUGGUGACCGGGAAAAGUGUAAUAAGGCCGGCAUGGAUGACUACCUGGCCAAGCCAGUGACAAUGAACAUACUUGAGAGGAUGCUUAUACGGUGGUGUCUGUCGCGACGCAAGGUAUCAGCAGCAGUAGAGGAAUCUUCGGACUGCUCUCAGAUCAGCGAACAUUGCGAUAAUGCAGGAAUUCCUCAUGUUGGGGUUGAAGAACAAGCCACCGGGUCCGAGCAGCGAGUCCAGGAUGAACUCCAUGGCAGCCCCAUGACGCCGAGACCUUUUAAGACAGCGAACGGCCAACCCGAACCAUCGCCACUUGAUUCUCCUGCUGUCCCCGGGUUGAAUGUACAGGUGAGGCAUCAGGAAGGCGAGAAAGAAUUGUCCAGCAUGCUUCAAGAGAAUAAGUUGAUUGAUGCGGCAGGUGGUCCAUCCUUUUAUCGUACCCCGUCGUUUCAGGGACCAAGCUCUGGAGAGGCGUUGACUGAGGAGAAUAUGAAGAAGCUAAAGAGCGAGACUAGCCACCUCGACAGGUAA